This is a messenger RNA of Cucurbita pepo subsp. pepo (vegetable marrow), 2124 nucleotides long. Its product is annotated as transcription factor ICE1-like. Gene Ontology annotation, molecular function: protein dimerization activity; DNA-binding transcription factor activity; sequence-specific DNA binding. Gene Ontology annotation, cellular component: nucleus. NCBI's taxonomy places the organism in Eukaryota, Viridiplantae, Streptophyta, Magnoliopsida, Cucurbitales, Cucurbitaceae. The record is from RefSeq and is a predicted model, not a curated record. Gene Ontology annotation, biological process: regulation of DNA-templated transcription.
CUUUUCUUCCCUUCAGUUCUUCAUCUUCUUCAUCUUCUUCUUCUUCUUCUUCUCUCUCUCUCAUUUUCCUUCCCACCUCACUGACAGUUAUCUCUUUCUGUCAGCUUUCUUCCCCCAUUUCCUUUCCCAUUCCCAAGAAACCCAUUUGAACCCAACCUGGAAAGAACACUCAAAACUCAACGCCUGCCCUCUUCUUCAUUAUGCUUUCCAGAGUUGGGAGCGUCGGUUGGAUGGAGAAUCGAGAGGAUGAAGGCUCUGCUUCCUGGACUAAUAACAACACCCACAACCAUCUCAACCACCCUGCUGCUAAUUGCUCUGUUUUGGAUAACAAGGACCAAAUUAGCUCUCUCUCAACCUUCAAAUCCAUGCUUGAGGUUGAAGAUGACUGGUGCAUUGCUGCUAAUGCCCUCCAUAACCAUCACGACAUCAAUGGCAUAAGCUUCUCUCAGAAUUUCACUGACCCACCUGAUAAUUUGUUGCUUCCCCAUGGAGAUUCCUCCUCUUCUUGUUCCCCUUCUUCCUCUGUGUUCAAUAACAUUGACCCGUCUCAAUUGCAGUUCUUCUUACCCCCAACUCGCACUUUGUCUUCACUUUACAAGGUCAUUGGUAAUAACCCUUUAGAGCAUGGCUUCGAUUUCGGGGCAGAGGUUGGGUUUCUUGAUGUCCAAGCUUCGAAUACUUCGGCUCUGCUCAGCAGUGGAGGUGGGUUAUUAACUGGGUUCACUGAUUUAAGCCCAACAAGUCAGAUGAACAGUCCUAAUAUGUGCUUAGGCUCCCAAUUGACAACACCUAACCUGCCCCAAAUGACUGGAAAUUGUUCGGGUUUAGCGGGAUUCCAGAGUUUGGAUGAGAAUUUGGGAAAUGCUCUGCUUCUGAAUCGGUCUAAGCUUUUGAGACCACUUGAAUCCUUUCCCUCAGUGGGAACUCAGCCGACUCUUUUUCAGAAGAGGGCAGCUCUAAGGAAAAGCUUAGCUGAUAAGGGAAGCAAUUUGGGGGUUUUGAGCCCCGAUGGCGGCUGGUGUUCUAACAGGAUUGAAGGGGGCGUUGGGAAAAAUGAAGUGGGUGAUGAAAAUGCGAAGAGGAAAAUGAUUUAUGCAGAUGAGUUGCAAGAUACUAGCAUCGACACAGCCCGUUUCAACUACGAUUCUGAUGACUUUACUGAGAAUAAUGACACUAAGUUGGAUGAGAGUGGUAGAAAUGUUGGAAAUACUUCUAACGCCAAUAGUACGGUGACCGGUGGCGAUCAGAAGGGGAAGAAGAAACGACUUCCGGCGAAGAAUUUGAUGGCUGAGAGGCGCCGGAGGAAGAAGCUCAAUGAUAGGCUCUACAUGCUGAGGUCCGUUGUUCCCAAAAUCAGCAAAAUGGAUAGGGCUUCAAUUCUUGGGGAUGCAAUUGAGUACCUGAAGGAACUACUGCAAAGAAUCAAUGACCUUCAUAAUGAAUUGGAAUUUUCUCCUUCCGGUACAGCGUUGACGCCGAGCACAAGCUUUCACCCCCUGACUCCAACCCCACCGACCCUCUCGAGUCGUAUAAAGGAAGAGCUUUGUCCUAGCUCAUUUCCCAGCCCUAAUGGCCAACCUGCAAGGGUCGAAGUUAGGGUACGAGAAGGUCGGGCAGUAAACAUACACAUGUUCUGUGGUCGUCGACCUGGUCUCUUGCUCUCCUCAGUUAGGGCAUUAGAUAAUCUUGGCUUAGACAUCCAGCAAGCUGUGAUUAGCUGCUUCAAUGGUUUUGCCAUGGACAUUUUCCGAGCAGAGCAAUGCAGCGAAGGCCAGGAUGUCCAUCCUGAGCAGAUAAAAGCAAUACUAUUGGAUUCAGUAGGUUUCAAUGGUGCGACAUAGAUUUCUGUGAAACAAGUAGCUGCUGAGUUAUCAGUUGUUCAAGAAAAAAGACUCACUCGUAAGUAACAUCUUCUGAAAUAUUAGAUGCACUGACCUGCUUUUGAGAUGAUUAUCAGAAUUUGACGCUGCGGUUUGUGUAGCUAUUCCAUGUUUCAAAAUGGGAAUACUAGCAAAGGGAAUUGUGUUAGCAAUUUUAAGGACAUAGCUUGAUAAUCGACUGUAUGAAUCCUCCAUUUUUUCGAAAAGACCAGAUAAUCUCACCUGUGUUUUGAUCCAUUUUGUU